Apodemus sylvaticus (European woodmouse) is the source of this 1625-nucleotide messenger RNA. RefSeq names its product inflammation and lipid regulator with UBA-like and NBR1-like domains (gene Ilrun). Gene Ontology annotation, cellular component: phagophore assembly site. Gene Ontology annotation, molecular function: ubiquitin binding. Gene Ontology annotation, biological process: macroautophagy. The transcript is spliced from 4 exons. The coding region runs from base 230 to 934 and encodes 234 amino acids. Lineage: Eukaryota; Metazoa; Chordata; Mammalia; Rodentia; Muridae. The record is from RefSeq and is a predicted model, not a curated record.
AGGGGGGGGAGCGCGAGCCCAAAAGCCAACAAGAGAGGGAGCGAGCGGUGCGGCGCGUCGCGGCGCGCGCAGCCCAUGAGGCGGUGAGAGGCCUGGGGCCUGUCUCGGAGCAGCGCGCGCGGCGCCGUCCAGCAGCGGGCCGCCCUUCGUGGGCCCGGGCCCGGGCGCGGCGGCCGCCCGUGGAGAAGCAGGUCGGGGCGGUGGAAGCUGUGCGUCCGGGCCCCCCGCCAUGGAGGGCAUGGACGUGGACCUGGAUCCCGAGCUCAUGCAGAAGUUCAGCUGCCUGGGCACCACAGACAAGGACGUGCUCAUCUCCGAGUUCCAGCGGCUACUCGGCUUCCAGCUCAACCCGGCCGGCUGCGCCUUCUUCCUGGACAUGACCAACUGGAACUUACAAGCAGCAAUUGGCGCCUAUUAUGACUUCGAGAGCCCAAAUAUCAGUGUGCCCUCCAUGUCCUUUGUUGAAGAUGUCACCAUAGGAGAAGGGGAGUCAAUACCCCCUGAUACCCAGUUCAUAAAAACAUGGCGGAUUCAGAAUUCUGGGGCAGAGGCCUGGCCUCCAGGGGUUUGUCUUAAAUAUGUCGGGGGAGACCAGUUUGGACAUGUGAACAUGGUGAUGGUGAGAUCACUAGAGCCCCAAGAGAUCGCAGACGUCAGCGUCCAGAUGUGCAGCCCCAGCAGAGCAGGCAUGUACCAGGGACAGUGGCGGAUGUGCACUGCUACUGGACUCUACUAUGGAGGGGCUCCACGGGCCUUACCCCUUCGGCCAGUCUUAAACGGGUAUCAGCAAGAAGAAAAACUAACAAAAGACAGAAGGCCUGACUUUGGGGGGAGAGGGCAAGGGGCUCCUGGAUUGCAGACCACGUCGCUUGGACCCCCGGCUCAGACCCCCACCCACCCCCCAAUCACGGAAGAAGAGGAAGAAAGAGACUAGUUUUGAGUGAACUCAGUAUGCAUGUGUGAAUGCUGAACUGCAGGAGUGGUGUUGAGGCGACCGAGAAGAGAUCCACGCAGCCACCCUGGGUUUUGGUGAUGACGUCAGUCUAAUGAGUUGUUAGGUCACUUGGGAAGGGGAAGAAAUUUAAAUGGGGGAAAAUAAGCCAUCUUUUUAAACAAAAAUUAUUUUACCUACAGAGAGGUUGUAGUUUUGAGCACAUGUUAGUUCCUCCCUCUUCCCGAUGCUGAUCUUCUCAGUAAGGGACAGCAUGCUACAGGACAGUGCCUGCUCUGGAAGCCAUCACACUAAGGCUGGCUGGCAUGCUUGGGGACUCUGUCAUUCGGGGUUGCUGGGCACAUGCUGUUUACCCCUGACUGCAGAGUCUAACCCUGUUCUUAGUGGCAUCUGCCAGUGAGAUCUCACCUUCCUCCUCUCUUUUCUUUAAUCUUUUGUUAAUUUACCCCUUUGAUAUUGGUAUCUGUCAACCUUGGGGCUUCUUAGCAUCAGAACCUCUCUGAGUAAGGACUUUCUGUGUGGCCACAGAAGCCUGGGGGCACUCCAUGCCGGAGGUGCCCUGUUCACACACUGUAACAGUGGCCUGUGUGCCAUGGCUCAUGCUGGCUGUGUGCAUGCACUCCGUGCACACCGGGUUGUAGGGCUUCAGCAAGUGUGAAAUGUCUCCUGCUUC